AUGGACAUAACAAGCCAAGAAUUCCAGACACUAUACAGUGCAAUGUCAGCCUUCGUCACAGAAUGCAUGUCAGGGCACGACCCAUCCCACAAUCCAGCCCACGUCCACCGGGUAGUAGCCCUAGCUGAGAAGAUCCUGGCCUCAGAGCAACGUCAAAACCCAACUAAACAAUUCAACGCCGCAGAAGUCAAACUAGGCGCACUACUACACGAUAUCGGCGACAGAAAAUACAUCUCCAAACUUGAAACCGCAUCCGGCACAGAAGUCGUAGACCCAACGACGAUGGUGCAACAUGCACUACUCGCACAAGGCGCGAGUGCAGAUCUCGCAGCACGAGUACAAACAAUCGUCUCGCACGUCUCCUACACAACCGAGUGCAAAGAUCCAUCUGUGAUCAAGAGACUUAUUGAAGAGGGGUACGGCGAGUUGGCGAUUGUGCAAGAUGCAGAUCGGCUUGAUGCCAUUGGGGCAGUUGGUAUUGGGCGGUGUUUCACUUUCCUGGGUGCUGUUGGGAAGAAGUAUUGUGAGGAGGGGAAGUGGGAGAUGGGGAAUUCGAUUGAGCAUUUUGGGGAUAAGUUGGAGAAAUUGGAGGGGAUGAUGAAGACUGGGUCCGGGAGGGAGAUGGCGAGAAUUAGGACGGAGAGGUUGAGAGUUUUUAGGGGGUGGUGGGAGGAGGAGAUGGAUAUCUGA
Messenger RNA from Penicillium canescens, 690 nucleotides. RefSeq names its product HD domain-containing protein. NCBI's taxonomy places the organism in Eukaryota, Fungi, Ascomycota, Eurotiomycetes, Eurotiales, Aspergillaceae. Bases 1 to 690 code for a protein of 229 amino acids. The transcript has a single exon. The record is from RefSeq and is a predicted model, not a curated record.